CUCUUACGCCUGUGAGUGCUGUUCCUUCGGCACAGGGGCCUGAGGGGCUCCCAGCUGUUAGCUCCCCGCCUCCCAGUGGGUAGCCUCUGCAGCCAGGGGUCUGGCCUCACGCUGGCUGCCCACCCACCCAUGGAGGGGCAGCUCACAUGGUUCCUGGGUUGUCCUCGGGGGCUGCUGUGGGCCUGAGGCAGUGUGGGGUGCCCCUGCAGACACCUCGGAUCAUCUUGUGUCCAGCCAUGGGCAGCCCCUCAGCUUACCCUGGCAUCAGGAUCUCAGGGUGCUGGGCCCUUGGAGCAGAAGGCAGCAGCAGCGCUGAGGCCUUGGACAGGCUCCUCCCGCCCGUGGGCACUGGGCGCUCGCCGCGGAAGCGCACCACCAGCCAGUGCAAAUCCGAGCCGCCCCUGUUGCGCACCAGCAAACGCACCAUUUACACGGCGGGGCGGCCGCCCUGGUACAACGAGCACGGCACACAGUCUAAGGAGGCCUUCGCCAUCGGCCUGGGUGGUGGCAGUGCUUCUGGGAAGACCACUGUGGCCAGGAUGAUCAUCGAGGCCCUGGACGUGCCCUGGGUGGUCCUGCUGUCCAUGGACUCCUUCUAUAAGGUGCUCACCCAGCAGCAGCAGGAGCAGGCUGCCCUCCACAACUACAACUUCGACCACCCGGAUGCCUUCGACUUCGACCUCAUCGUGUCCACCCUCCAAAAGCUGAAGCAGGGCAAGAGUGUCAAGGUCCCGGUCUACGACUUCACCACCCACAGCCGCAAGAAGGAUUGGAAGACGCUCUAUGGUGCCAACGUCAUUAUCUUCGAGGGCAUCAUGGCCUUUGCUGACAAGACGCUGUUGGAGCUCCUGGACAUGAAGAUCUUCGUGGAUACGGACUCUGACAUCCGCCUUGUGCGGCGGCUUCGCCGGGACAUCAGUGAGCGUGGCCGCGACAUCGCAGGUGUCAUCAAGCAAUACAACAAGUUCGUCAAGCCAGCCUUCGACCAGUACAUCCAGCCCACCAUGCGCCUGGCAGACAUCGUGGUGCCCCGAGGGAGCGGAAACACAGUGGCCAUUGACUUGAUCGUCCAGCACGUGCACAGCCAGCUGGAGGAGCGCGAGCUCAGUGUCAGAGGAAGCUGCGCUGGGAUAUGUGAGGACGAGUGCAGUGCCUGGUGUGGUGCCUGGGGGCUGUGCUGGCUGCACCUGCCUGCCCUUCCUCUCCCCUCCCCUCCUCUCCUGGCCACACACCUCCCCGCCUGGCUCCUCCUGACCCUUCCCCGUUCCCUACUCCUGUUCCCCGACCACGACGUGCCCGAGGACAAGAUCUUCCUGCUGUCGCUGCUCAUGGCGGAGAUGGGUGUUCACUCGGUGGCUUACGCGUUCCCACGCGUGAGAAUCAUCACCACGGCCGUGGACAAGCGGGUCAAUGACCUGUUCCGCAUCAUCCCCGGCAUCGGGAACUUCGGUGACCGCUACUUUGGGACUGACGCCGUCCCCGAAGGCAGCGACGAGGAGGAGGCGGCCUCCAUGGGUUAGCUAGCCGCCAGUCUCUUCCAUCUGCGGCCCCACCCAACCUCCUGCCUCCUGGCCCUGCUUGCAGAGUACAGACAUGAACUUAUUCCAGUUUAAAAUGCUACCAGGAUAACUUACUCUCUACCUUUUUUUUUUAAAUAAAUCUUUAUUGUUCAGAUUA
This is a messenger RNA of Myotis davidii, 1677 nucleotides long. It is a transcript of the gene UCKL1, whose product is annotated as uridine-cytidine kinase 1-like 1. NCBI's taxonomy places the organism in Eukaryota, Metazoa, Chordata, Mammalia, Chiroptera, Vespertilionidae. The record is from RefSeq and is a predicted model, not a curated record. Gene Ontology annotation, cellular component: cytoplasm. The transcript is spliced from 11 exons. Gene Ontology annotation, molecular function: ATP binding; kinase activity. The coding region runs from base 147 to 1520 and encodes 457 amino acids.